AGCAAGCCUACUCCCAGAGAGAAGCGAAGGGAGUUGCUGGAGUUGUUGCCACGCAGGGGGCCGCUGGCGUUUCAAGCCUUCUGUGACGCUCUGGAGAACGACCAUGUCAAGCAGAAAUUCAUCCUUGACAAACUCCUGGGACGAGCACCCACACAGGGUGGAGCUACCUCUACGGUCUCGAUGCAACAGCUAGAAACUGGAAUGGGCGAGGUGGCUAUUAGUGGUGCUAGCAGGGGAACCAACGGGGACAUCGCUUUGGAUGACACAGAUGGGCCGAUUGCAGUGAGAGUAGAGCCGAGUACAGAGAGGUUCUUCAACGAAAAAACAUCAAACUCACAGCCAUUAUGUUACACCAUGGUGAAACAACCGCGUGGUUUGGCGUAUGUGGUGAGCAACGUCACGUUUGAUCAUCUCAGCAAUAGAGGUGGAGGGGAUGUUGACUUUCAGAACAUCACUGCCCUGUUGACGCAACUCGGAUUUGAAGUGCGGGAACUUUGUGACAAAACAGCCUCGGAAAUUGAGACUGGGAUUCAGUCUUUCGCGAUGGAAGAGGCUCAUCAGACUGCCGACUGCUGUGUGGUGGUGAUGAUGUCACACGGUAAGCCCGAACACAUCUACGGUCGUGACGGACAGGACUCAUCAACAUCACCAUCGGUCAACAUCCCUACAAUCAUCAGCAUGUUUGACAACGUGAACUGCCCAGCUCUGCGGGGAAAACCCAAGCUAUUCUUCUUCCAGGCCUGCCGUGGAGAUACAGCUGACAGGGGAACAGCCGGCCCAGACGUACCUGACGCAGGGUCUUUGCUGCCGAGUAAUUUCUUUGAGAAUGUCACUGGCCGCCACGAAGCCGACGUUUCUACAGAUCAGCCGACGGCUACAGAUAUGCUGAUAUGUUAUCCCACACAGCUAGGAAACGUGUCGUUCCGCAACGCCUCCAAUGGUAGCUGGUUCAUACAGGCCAUCACCAAGGUCUUCAUGAAACGUGCAAAGGAUUCAACUAUCCUGUCCAUGAUGACAGAGGUGAAUCGUCUUGUUUCUGAACAAACCUCGAGCAUACCAGGCUCCGCAUUCGACCGUGGCAAGCAAGCAUCAGAGUUCAUCAACCGUCUGCGAAAGGACUUGUACUUCUUCCCCGGUAUAACAAAGUAGUUUUUUCAGCCAGACGAAGCAAAUUUGUGGUUGCAAAAGUUCUAUUGAAUUACAGAAUGAUAAGUGCUGACGGUAACCGUGUAACCGUGUAGGGAUAUCGUAAAUGUCGUUUGUCCAAUGUUAAAGAAACAACGGAUGCUGAUACUUCUUCAAUAACCAUGCAAGAAAGCAGGCAAAAUUUAACCUGUCAAAAGUUGGAAGAUAGGAUCUGCCGAAUCAUGUUAUACACUGUAUGCGUGAUAUCAAACCCUCUAACUAUUUUUGUCGUAAAGUUAUUGGACCCAUAAUUCUUGCAGACCCUCGAGAAUUAGGCAAUUUGAUGGCUAAAUGUUCUUGAAGUUGCGAUGGUUACCCUGAUGAUUCUGAUCUUUAUAACAGGGAAGGACCAGGACAGUAAAAGCAAAUCUGUGUACUUAAUACGCACCAUGCAUAUUGCAAGCAUGUUACUCACAAGUGACUAAGUUUUAAAUUUAUUGCUGUGCAUGAAGGAAUAUGGUAAGAAAUUUGCGGCCAGUGCUCUGUUGCGAGUUGACCAGCCAGCCUCCCACUUAACUAGGUUUCCUUUAUGUGUUUUUUGGCUUUCCUCAUUCAUGAUAAUUGUUAGUUGUAGAUCUUGAUUUAAUGUCAUAUGCAGCCAAACCAUUAUAUCUUAUCUGUUUGCUCCAUAUUUCAAAUUGUCUUGAAGAGUUACAGAUAGUGAUAGUUUACACCAGUUCCAAUUAUCGGGUGUAUCUUAGGCCUCUAAAUACAAAACAAUGUCUUGAA
This is a messenger RNA of Branchiostoma belcheri (Belcher's lancelet), 1914 nucleotides long. RefSeq names its product caspase-2-like. The transcript is spliced from 7 exons. NCBI's taxonomy places the organism in Eukaryota, Metazoa, Chordata, Leptocardii, Amphioxiformes, Branchiostomatidae. Gene Ontology annotation, molecular function: cysteine-type endopeptidase activity. Gene Ontology annotation, biological process: regulation of apoptotic process; proteolysis. The record is from RefSeq and is a predicted model, not a curated record. The annotation marks the transcript as partial.